Messenger RNA from Lycium barbarum (goji berry), 1098 nucleotides. RefSeq lists its product as uncharacterized. The coding region runs from base 107 to 676 and encodes 189 amino acids. The transcript is spliced from 5 exons. Lineage: Eukaryota; Viridiplantae; Streptophyta; Magnoliopsida; Solanales; Solanaceae. Gene Ontology annotation, molecular function: acid phosphatase activity. The record is from RefSeq and is a predicted model, not a curated record.
AAUUUUAGAAAAUAAAAAAUUCAAAAUAGACAAGUAACAUUCCAAGAACACAAUGAGUGAGUGAUAUAACAAUUCAAGAAAUAGGCGAGACGGGUAAGGGUGAGAGAUGGGAGAGGAAAAGGUGAAGAAUGAAGCAAUUGAGAUAAUGGGUCUGUUUCAAGUGCUUCCUCGUCUAGUCGUCUUCGAUCUUGAUUACACCCUUUGGCCCUUUUAUUGUGAAUGCCGCUCCAAAAAUGAAAUGCCAUCUAUGUAUCCUCAGGCCAAAGGUAUCUUACAUGCCUUCAAGGACAAGGGAGUCGAUGUUGCUAUUGCCUCAAGAUCACCCACUCCAGAUAUUGCCAACGCUUUCCUUAAGAAACUCGGGAUAAAAUCAAUGUUUGUAGCCCAGGAGAUAUUCUCCAGUUGGACACAUAAGACGGAACACUUUCAGAAAAUCAAUCGAAAGACAACGGUGCCUUACAAUGAGAUGCUGUUUUUUGAUGAUGAAAAUCGGAAUAUACAAGCGGUUUCAAAAAUGGGUGUCACAAGCAUAUUGGUGGGCAAAGGGGUAGACUUAGGGGCUUUGAGGCAAGGACUCUCUGAAUUUGUUCAGAAAACUGCUUCAGUGGAAAAGAACAAAGAACGAUGGCGCAAAUUCUCAAAAGAAUCGGGUUCAUCCAAAAGUGACACACAAUGACGAUUUAGCAGUCGCCACUCGCCAGCAUAAAAAGAAAGGGGAGUCUCGUUUUUGCUGAAGAGCGUUUGUAAGCUGGAGGAAUAGAUUCAAAGAGCAACGCCAUGAUGUGAUUUUUAGUCGUGGAGAUAUUACCGCCAUGGCCGUCACCAUGCUGGUACAUGCAUUGUGCCAUUCUUGCUAGGUUCAUAGCACACGUAACAUAUAUCGUAGGGAAGGGCUGUCAUGAGCUUCGUUCAUUUUCUUCCAUGUCUGGCUAAUCAAAGCCCUACUAUGUUGUCGAGCCUCUUCUUCUGAAGCUUUAUUUUCGUUCAUGUAACAUUGUAUUGAUUUAGGUACAUCACCCCUUUUCAACUAGUCCUGCAUUAAACAAUGGAAAGACUAGUGUUGGUAAAUAAAAAUAAGGCAGAUAACCUUCUAUGACA